AUGAGUAUAGAAGGAUUGAAACAAACUAAAUUACUUUUAAUUGGAGAAAUAGGUGAUGGUAAAAGUUCAUUAGGUAAUUUUAUUUUAAAGAAGAAUGUUUUUAAAGUAAGUGAUAGUGAUGAAUCGAGUACAAAAUACACUGGUGGAUAUUUUGGAGAAGGUGAUAGAAAUGAUGUAUUUGUUGUUGAUACUCCUUGUCUUAUUGAUGGUAGUGGAUUUAAUAAUAAAAAUAUUCAAAAUAUUAUUGAAUGUGUUAAAAACACAAGAUUACAAGGAAUUGUAUUAACAAUGAAUUAUAAUGUAAAAAGAUAUUGUGAUAAUCUUAAAUAUAUUGUUAAAGUUAUAUCUGAUACUUUCCCAAUAAAAGAUAUUUGGAAACAUGUAUGUAUUGUAUGGACUAAAUGUUAUAACUGUUAUUCACAAAAUCAAAUUGAAAAAGAUAAAAUUGAGAAAAAAGAAUUUAAAGAAGAAAUGAUUGAAUUUAUUAAACAAACAAAUAAAAUAAAUGAAAAUAUUGAUAUUCCAAUGUAUUAUGUAGAUUCACAACCAGAAGAAGAUAAUGAUAAUACAAGAUCAGAAGAAGAAAUAAUAAAAUUAAUCAAAUGGGCAAGAGGAUUACCAUCAAUUGAUAAAGAAGAAAUAAAUAAAUUAAUAAAUGGAUACAAAGAAAUUAUUUAUGAAGAAAAAGAAGAACGUGAAACAAUAGAAGAAACAAUACUUAAGAGAACAUAUAAAAUAACAAAAUAUAUAAGAUGUAAGAAAGUAAAGAAUAGUGGAGAAGUUAUUUAUGGUGAAAGUACUGAAAUUUGUAGUAGAAUUAUAACAGAAAACAAAUAUAAUAAAGAACCAUCAGAAUGUGUAGUGAUGUAA
Molecule: messenger RNA, 870 nt
Organism: Entamoeba dispar SAW760
Lineage: Eukaryota; Evosea; Mastigamoebida; Endamoebidae
Exons: 1
Coding region: 1-870 (289 amino acids)
Molecular function (GO): GTP binding
Source: RefSeq, a predicted model, not a curated record